UAAUAGCGGUGUACCUACGGCGCGGGCAAUAGACGAAUAUUCCAGCGGUGAGGCGGUAGGUAGAUAGGUAGGAAGACACGGAGGAAAAAAAAACCAUGAAAUGUUUUCAAAUAAUAAUGAUAGUAAUAUAUUAUGCUUAGGCCUAUGUAACGCACUACGGACGCGGCGAACAUUGAAUGCAUUAUUAUUUUCAUCAUUAUCGCUUGUGCGACUGUUUCGUGUAGACGUGCGUGGUACAUGGGGAUAUUGUAGUGUAGUUACCUACCAACUAGUAUAAUAUACGGCAGGCAGUAGAGUUGCAAUAGUACAUUUCAUACGGGUAUCCAUACUAUUUCAUUCAUAAUACAUUAUAGUUUUCCGGGGUGUAUUAGAUUUUACCGUAUUUUUUAAUAAUAGCUAGCGUUAAUAAAAUAUUCUACACAUCUGUAUAUUAUAUUCGUGCGGUUGCGGCGACAACACCAUGUCCAACUCUAAUCAGAUAGAGGAAAAUUUUGAAACACUCAAGGAUCUGUUCACCACCAUGAGCCAAGCCAUAGAGCAACUCGAACAACAACAGUCCAAAUUGGAAAAGGACAAUAAAAGGCUCAACGAAACAAACGAUAAGUUGCUAGAAAUUACCAAGAAACAGAGAUUGAUGGUAGGCACUUCGGAUGAAUCAAGAGGUUUAUCUUCAGAAGAUAUAACUAACAAAUACCGAGUAUCACUUUAUAAGAAGCUUGCCGAUCUUGAAAAUCAUCUAUUGCAAAAUCAAACAGCAUUCACUGAUGACUUUAAUUUUGAUGAAAAGGAUGCUAAGCAAAUGCUUAAAUUGAAAGUUCAAAUUCACUCAUUAUUAGAGGAAAACCAAUCAUUGAAAGAUCAGCUUUCAGAUUUCCAGAAUUUGCAUGAUCGGAUAAUGUCUGAAAUCCGAUCAAAGAAGAAUGCUAAUAGCAUCAGUCAACAGCAAGAAAAUAAUGCGAUAAACGCUUCUUCUACUGCCACUGGAUCACUUGACAAAAACGAUGUGCAACCACUUCAGGUGAACGUUAUUGAUAGUGAUGUAGACAAAUUAAAGGAUAAGUAAAAAAAAAGUGUUCAAAGUAUGAUAAGAUGAUUUUAAAGCUAUAAGAGUAGCUUAAUAUUCAGUUAUAAAUUUAUUUUCUUUUUAGUCAUUAGAAAACUUAUAAAAAAUAAAAUGUAUUCAUUAUAUUAAUUUAUAAAAAUUUACCUACAUUAUAUUCACUAGAACUAAAUUUUUUUUUUUAUGAGUUUCUUUACUUAAUUAAAGUAGUCGAUUUGGACUGUUAGUACCUAAGUAAAAUAAGUUGUACUUUUUUUUAAGUUUUUUUUUUAUUGCUUUAUGUUUGAAUAUAUUAAAUGUAUUUUCAAUAACCUUUUGUAUCAAACAUUGAAUUUAUUAAUGAUUUAUAUUUAAAAAAAUAAAUAAAAUAUAACACAAA
Molecule: messenger RNA, 1439 nt
Organism: Rhopalosiphum padi (bird cherry-oat aphid)
Lineage: Eukaryota; Metazoa; Arthropoda; Insecta; Hemiptera; Aphididae
Exons: 5
Coding region: 461-1063 (200 amino acids)
Source: RefSeq, a predicted model, not a curated record